CAUAGCAGCAGCUCAUCGUCAUCCGAACCCUAAUUCAGACCCUGAACCCACCAGAUCCCCUUCAUCACACACCAUUAUUGUGUGACUUUGCCGUUUGAAAUUCCAUUAAAUUCUUGCAAAAACCUUAUCAUUUCUAUCACACAAGUCAAUUCUAGUCGAUUUGGGAAAGGAGGAGGAGAAGAGAUCAUUGAUCUUGUUUGCUCCAGAUUAUUGUUGUUUGCGUUAAUCGAAUCCUAAUUCUUGUUUUUUUGUUUUCCCGUUCAAUUUGGUUGAGUUUUGUUGCUUGAUUUUGAGGAUCGUUUAUCUGGUCAAAUCCCCAAACGAAACGUUAUUGUUCUGUGUUAAAUCUUAUCCGCAUCUUAGUUUGAAGUUUUGGUUCAGUUUAAUUGGUACUAGGGUUUGUUUGCUGUAAGAUUUUGAUUUUGACGAUACCGGUUAGAACUAAAUCGAUCGUUUGAAAUACUUGUUCAGGUUCACUUUUGUGUGUGUAUAAGUAUAUAUAUACAUACAUAUAUAAGUGUAUCUGUUUUCAAAUUAAAUCCUUAAGUUUUCGAGAACUUGAUAUUUCGACCUGUUAAGUUUUCGAUUUGAGAUUUGAGUUGUUGGAUAUAGAAAUGGCUGGAGGUGGAAAUAGGAAGGAUGAUUCAAUAGCGAUUAGCAGCUCGAAUGUUUUUGCUGCUCUUGGAAGCUUGAAGAAGAAGAAGAAGUCGGAUAAAGAGCAGGGUUCUUCGAGGAAGGGUGGUAGUUCGAAGAAGGGGAUGGAUAAGGAGGGAGAGGAGGAGCAGGUUUUCUGGGCUCCGGCACCAUUAACGGUGAAGUCAUGGGCAGAUGUGGAUGAUGAAGAUGAUGAUGAUUACUAUGCAACCACUGCUCCUCCGCCGUCUGUUUGGGGAGCUGGUGGCGGAGACCAGCAAGAUAAGGUGAAGGGAUAUGAGACUCCGGUGGAGGAAAGUGAAAGUGAAGAAGAAGGUCUUGAUGAAAUUGAUGAUGAUAACGAUGAUGAAAAUGAUCAUGAACCAGAAGUAUCAGAAGAAAAGAAGGUGGCUGUCGAAAAGCCUGCUGAAGUGUUGCCUCCUAAGGACGCAGACAGGCAGCUUUCGAAGAAGGAACUGAAGAAAAAGGAGCUUGCUGAACUUGAAGCAGUGCUUGCAGAAUUGGGUUUGAACGAGAGCAAUAGCCAAGAAGACACUCGAGGUGCUGCACCAGAGAAGGUAGAGAAUCAAAACGGAGAUCCGGAGAAGAAAGACAAAACCGUUGCAGGUGGUGAGAGCAAAACUGCUAAAAAGAAGAAGAAGAAGGAGAAGUCUUCUAAAGAUGCCAAAGAACAACAAAAACUCUCGAAUGAACAAGAAACUGGGAAUUCAUCUGAAGCUGCUGGAUCAGAAAAGGCUGAAGAGUUGUCUGAACUUGACGUCAAAGAGAAGAUCAAGAAAAUGGCUUCAAUGAAAAAGAAGAAAUCCAGCAAGGAAAUGGAUGCUGCCGCCAGAGCUGCCGCCAGUGAGGCCGCCGCCAGGAGUGCUAGGCUUGCUGCCGCCAAGAAGAAGGAGAAGAACCACUACAACCAACAGCCUGUUCGGUAAGGUUCUGAACAGAUUAUGAUAUAUGCUGUGAAAUGCACAAUAAACCUCCGUAUCUUGGUUCCAUUUUGAGAUCGCAUCUUCACAUAGCAACGACAUUUACAGUUCACUUUGAAAUUUUACUUCAAAAAGAACUUUUAGGGUUUUUACGGACCUCCCUUUGGGGUUUACAUUAGAACACCCGUGGACGAUAAUCUUGAAUUUUAGUUUCUGUUUUUGCUCAUAUGUUAGUAAACUUUGGAUGGUGAUGAUUUCCUUCAUUUUCUUUUAGUCGGUUAUGUGAAGUGGGGGAGUUUGUGACGGUAUUGGUCGUUAAAUUUCAUCGUUUUGAGUUAUAUUGACUUGAAAUCGAUCUGUUUAAUAGCAUAAUGAUCGUGUUCCAGAAGUCGGUAUUCUUUAUUAAAUGGUGUAUUUAUAGCAGAAUUUGCCAUUUUG
Messenger RNA from Cynara cardunculus var. scolymus (artichoke), 2012 nucleotides. Its product is annotated as stress response protein NST1-like. NCBI's taxonomy places the organism in Eukaryota, Viridiplantae, Streptophyta, Magnoliopsida, Asterales, Asteraceae. The coding region runs from base 615 to 1580 and encodes 321 amino acids. The transcript is spliced from 3 exons. The record is from RefSeq and is a predicted model, not a curated record.